UAUACGCAAACCCUACAGUUUAUUUUGUCUAUAUCUUAGAAAUCUCUGGCAGGUAUGAACUAUGAAGGCACAAUUUUUGUUUGGUUUCAUCAUCUUCUUCGUAUAAACUCACCUUCCAGGUUUUCUACCAAUCUACGAAGGUUCACAGGUUAAUUGUUACGAUUUGUGCGCUAAAGUCAUUCUUGGCAGUUUAUAUCUUUAUUUUUUCGGAUAUCAUGGGAUCGGACAGUAGAAUUUGGGGAUGGGUUGUGGUGAGGGGCACCGGUGCUUCAUUUCUCUGCAUCAAUCUAUUUUCUCUCUUAGUAAGACUCUAUUUUGCUCCAAUCAUAUUCAGGUGUCGGGUGCCACAGAUAUAUGGAGAAUACGAAACCCAACGACAUUGGAUGGAGAUCACGAUCUAUCUACCAGUAAAAGAACGGUAUCGCAACAACACAUUGAAUUAUCUCAAAUAAUGGGGCCUCGAUUACCUACAAGAGCUACAUUCAUGGGCUUUUUUAAAGAUACUCUUGUUAGCACCAUUGUGUAUUUUAUCAAUCAGCGAUAUGAUGGGGUGCAGUUAUGGCAAAUUGGCAAUCGCAGAGCUUUCCUGGAGUGCAUCAGCUUGUUUCGUCUCCUAACUUCAUUUCUUUUUUACUCCUCUCCCCAUCGACCUUUAAUCUGUUAGAGAUUGCAGCAGUAGAUCGGCCAAAAAUGCAUCGUUGGGAAACUGGGAUCAUCAGAAUUACUAGGCACCCUCAGGUAUGAAACCAAUCAAUUAUCAUCGUCACUCAGAUGUGCAUUUUACACGUGUUUUUUGCCAUACACAUUCAUAUAAAGGAAAAGGCAUGAAUCCAAAUCAACAUUCUGGAAUGUGUGUGAAGGGUUGUACCUUUGCCCGCACCAGGCUGAUGUGUAUGCCUACUCCGAAACCUGCGUAGGUUGGCAACCCGAUACGGGGAGGAGGCAUUCAAUGCUGUGAAGAACCAGACUAGCAUCGUCCCUUUUGCAGCCAUUCUGGAUGGUUGCCAAAAGUUGCCAAAAGAUUAUUACAGGGAGUUCACAGGUUGCCAUACCUGGCUGUAACUAUAUUGACAUUAGGUGUUUACUUUGCACACGUACUUAUGCAGGCUGCUAGCUUCCAGCUUCACUGGUAGUUAUUCUUAGUUCAUGAUGUGCCACUCUCUUGCCACCAUGUAAACCGGAGUGGGAUGUGGGUAGGGUGGAUACAAAUUGAUAAUAUAAAUGUUUAUGGAUGUAAUCCAUCAUCUAUAGUAAUAGAUUCAUGUUAUUUGUCUGUUCCUAAGCCAAUGGAAGAGAUAUUCCAGCAGUAUGCAGAGUAGUGCUUUAUCAUUUCACAUAUUCUUAUUUCAAGGUAAGUAUGAUAGCCUGCUUUCUCCUUUAGUCUGUUAUUUCUCAUUUGUGCUUAUCAAGUUAUUAAAACCUCAUCUUAGUACUGGUUCAAUAGAUUCAAUCAUCAUUUUAAUUGAACCGGUUGUGCCAAUAAUAACUUUUUUUAUUUUCUUUUCUAUAAAAAUAUAUAUGCAUGUCAUUCUCAAGUCCAUAUGCUAUGUCUCGCUGGACAAACCUGCCAAGCCUAUACCACUGAUUUUUUUACCAUCACCAAGAAUGAGAUAUUCAUGGACUAUAGCUCGCAUCAUUCAUGGCCAGACUCUACUAUAGCUCAGUCUCGCUGGACUUUGACCUCUUAUGAUUCCUAACACUUCAAAUUUCUGAAAUUCAAACAUUUUUCUUCUGUAAAACAAAAAACUCUGUUUCUAUCCCAAACUUCAAUUUCAUCUCCCAGUUUAUUUUUGUUAUUAAAGCUAUAUUAUUAGGAGGAAUUUGUUUGUUAGUGUUUGCUUAGUGUUCAUUGACGAAUAGUACUCCAUAUGAUAUUCUCUAUUUCGGUUUACUUUUUUUCCUGACUUCUGGUUGAGCUGUUGAGACCCAGAAGAUGUUUAGAGGUCAUGCCGGUUAUUUACUACGCCACUAUCAUGAAUCAAGAGUUGAACAACGGCUUGAUUGUACAGAAAAAUUUGCAAGUAUCUACGGCGGAUAAUGUGGUCUCUUAGCUGUUUUGGUGCAUGUUUCAAUUUGUAAACUUGAAUUUCAAGAGUUUUAUCAAAACAGUAUGUCAAUCUGUUUUAGUAGAGAUCAAAUUGACGGAGUUCCAAUGCUAGAAGUUAGUGGUCCUGGUUGUGCAUGUAAUUUGGUUUUAUUUUGAAUUUUAAUUGUAUACCUUCACUUUUUUUCGGUUUGUUAGAAAUGGAAAGUUUUUUAACUUAGUGUCCUCUAAUUUUAUGGAAGAAUUGGGGAUGAUACAAAUACCUUUGAGGUGAAUUACAAAAUAACACUCCUACAUUGUUUGCUCUCUUCAAAAUGUGAUGGUGCGUAAAAACUGAAUUAAGGAAAUUAAUCAAUAAUUCUUUUAUCAAUUUUGGACACCAUAUUUGGAUUAAUAUCAAUGCCCCUGCACUCUCAAUGAUGAAUGGCAUACAUUCCCUUUAGCAAUGCUUCAGAGGCAAAUAUGUUUCUUAAAUUGUAAAUACGGUGUAAAGGUGCUUUGUUUAUUGCAGAUGAAGACGAAGACCCUGAGUUUAAGAAGCUUGUUUCAGGUGGCAUCAGCAUUCCCGCUUGUGUUGCAACUGCUGGAACUACUUUGAUUGUUUGGUUUGUAAAUUUGUAGAUUCCAUCGUAUACUAUUUUUUGUCUUUGGGGCUGUUUCUUCACCUUAUCCUUUUCUUAUUACUUGCUCUUAUUAUAGUCAACAUAAGCAAUCUAUGUUUGCAGAUACAUUGUUACCAUCUAUGAUUGAACUACUCUUUUCUAUUUUUAUUUUGAUUAUUUUU
Cuscuta europaea is the source of this 2828-nucleotide messenger RNA. The record is from the annotation of a GenBank genome assembly. NCBI's taxonomy places the organism in Eukaryota, Viridiplantae, Streptophyta, Magnoliopsida, Solanales, Convolvulaceae.